AUGGCAUCAUUAUCUCAAAUUUUUCUUUGUCCAAUCGUUGGUUUUCUUCUCACAUUUCGAGCAGAUAAGAGUUCAAAACAAAAAAUAUUGAAUGCCGCAAUUGCUCAAACAUGUUCAUGGAUUUUAAAUAUAAUAAUAUGUAUUAUUUGUAUGUUCGUCAAAACUACUGCUAUCGUUCCUGCACUUGUUUUUAACUACAUUGGGCGAUCAGCAAUUAUAGCUGGUUCACAAGCAGUUGUUGCUACUUUGUGA
Molecule: messenger RNA, 252 nt
Organism: Rotaria sp. Silwood1
Lineage: Eukaryota; Metazoa; Rotifera; Eurotatoria; Philodinida; Philodinidae
Source: the annotation of a GenBank genome assembly